Molecule: messenger RNA, 2787 nt
Organism: Drosophila rhopaloa
Lineage: Eukaryota; Metazoa; Arthropoda; Insecta; Diptera; Drosophilidae
Gene: Xrp1
Biological process (GO): regulation of DNA-templated transcription
Molecular function (GO): DNA-binding transcription factor activity
Source: RefSeq, a predicted model, not a curated record
CCACGUUCAAAAUGGCAUUCUCCGUCGAAGCCCAAACCAGCCAAGCCAGGCCCAAGAGCGAAACAAACAACAGCAUCCCAAUCAACCAAGAGCAGAGCAACAUCAGCAACACCCCCAAGAGCAACACCCAGAGCAAACCAUCCUAUUCAGCCAGUAGCGAGACCAACAAGCGGUGCAACACCAACGAGGAGGGCUACCGAAAAUCCCAGAGAUAUAAUAUUGAUGAUCCAGGAGCCAGCACGAGUACAGGCGGCACCCACAUACGAGGCGACAACCCAGGAGGACAACGCAGCAUACCCGAAUCCAGCGGCUGGCGCGACAAACUCGUGGCCCAAUUGCUGCUGCUCUCAGAGGAGAACGACGCCAACGGGGCUUAUGAAGGAUUCGCCUACGUCAACGAUCACCACAAUACCGAUCGUGAUAGACAGCAAGCCAAAUCCCAGAAUUCUGCUGAUCAGAGUGCCCACAAGCAACAGCAGCAGCAGCAACAAUCGCAGCGGGACAGAGCACAGAACGCCUCGAACUCGCAUCAUAAGAAUACCCUUUUUACCAGGGUCGGUACCAACGCGUCCGCCAGCCAACCAGGCCUCGCCUGCCACGAGUCCUUUAGUAAAUCCGAUCGGUUCGGAGAGGAGGUCCCGUAUCUCAGUGUACCCCACGACUGGGACGCCAACAUCCCGAUCGCAACCAGACACGGUGGCAGGUUUACCGACUACGGCAAUGGUGAACCAAACGGUCCCGGUUUCGUCAAGCACGCCUCAGACACAGACCCUGGCAGCCAUGGCUGGUCUCCAGUUGACAGGUGCGGACGAGCCGCCAUCCCGCCGGGAUAUGAGUGGAGCAAUGCCUACUGCCACAGUUGAAGAGAUAGACGUUCCGGUGUUCAUUGAUGAAUACCUGCAAGAUAUACAAGCUACUACAUCGACGUGCAGCAGCGAAAACGGAAAGGAGAUUUUAACUGAGACGGAUAUUCUUGACUUUGAUAUAAACAUGUUUGCCGAGGAUCUUAUCGUGCUUGAGGGCAAGAAUACGGAUUCCUACAGUCCGGCGAUGGACGAGAUGAACAACGACAACCUAGACAACGACUUCUUAUUUAUGGAUGCCCCGGCGCUGGCUAACGAGGAGGAGUCCAUGAACAUGACAUCGAUAUUUGCCAUCAAUAUUACCCCGGUGCAGGACGACGACCUCAUUAACGCAGUACCCAGCUCGCAGCAGCAGGCUAUGCUUACCACCUCUCAGCAGCAGGCUAUGCUCACCACCUCUCAGGACCCCUACCUGUGCACCUUCUCGCAGGCCACAUCCACAUCCAGCACCACCAAGUACUUCACGGAGGAACCCCUGAUUUCCGACGCGGCCAGCUACGAAACCAGUAGUCUCUACGGGUACAGCCAGGAGACGCUCGGCUUCGGCCUUGAGGAGGACGUCAGGCCCAGCGGCAGCCUUGCCUGCAGUGCCGCCGACGUCGCCGUGGCCACCCCAGCACCCAUUUGCCAUCCCAUCAUCUCCGCCCUGAAACGAUCUGCUCCGGCCCCCGUGGUCGAGUCGCAGACGAUCAAGCGCGGCCGACUGGCGCUUAAGAUCGACAGCCAGUCAACGCCAGUGUCCAGCCCGAGCACGCCCGAAAUCAUUGAGCAUCUCCUGAAUUUUGAUAGGCUCGAGGCCGCCAACACCAGUACCACCACCAACAACACCUCCAUCAACAGCAUUACCAGCACUCAAGCAGAAAUCGUAGAGGAUCUACGCAGCGCCGAAGAGGAGACCACCAACGACUUCUCGCCGCCGAACACGCCGCACAGCAACUACUCAGCCAGCUGUAGCAGUGCGGUGCCCACCUGCCAGACGGGAUUCGGUGGCUUCCUCACUGCUCCCGCCUCACCCGCCUACUCGGUGGCCAGCACCUCCCAGUUCAGUCCCUCGCCAUCCAACGGAUCCAAUGGCAAACGGAAGCGCGGCCGUCCUGCCAAGGAUCAUGCCGACGGACCCGAUCAGAUCAUGUCGCGCAUGAACGGCGACGAGAGGAAGGCGUACCAAGACAGGAUCAAAAACAACGAGGCCAGCCGAGUCUCGCGCCGGAAAACGAAGAAGCGCGAGGAGGAGGAGAAGAGCGCCGAGGACGAGCUGGUAGCCGAGAAUCAACAUCUGCGUGCCCUGGCGGAAGCUGUGGCGUCCCAGCAAUCCAAGUUAAAGAAGUACCUGAUGGAGCGCCAGCGGAAGAACAGCACCUACGUCAAACAGGAGCAGCAUUAAGAUUCUCGUAGCCAUAUACUAGAUAGUUACCUACUGAUUGUCGCUUAUAGCGGUGAAUAGCCUUAGUCCGAGGAUCCCUCGUAGUCAUCCAUUCGAUUAGUUACUUAAGUUGUCGUUGAAGAAGUCGAGAAGCAGAAAUCCAAUUUCCAUCUGAACAUCAAUCUCAGGUGAUUGAUGUAAAACGUAAAACAUUUAAGCCAUUUAUUAGGCAUAGGAGGCGCCCUUAGCGCGCGAGAAGUGUUUAACUAUAAUUAUAUUUUUAUUAUGUUUGAGAAAACUAAAAUUUUUACUCGUUUUUUGUACCCACAUAUAUGUUUUCGUCCUAAGAGUAAUCAGUAAAACCAGAAAAGCAUAAAAAAAAUAAUGAUUACGAUUUCGUAUGUUUUAACCCCAUUGAUGAACAAAAAAAGUUACAAAAAUGUCAACAAAAAAAUAUGCUAUUGUUAAGAACAAUAAAAUGUAUGUUUUACAGAUAUGACGAUAUAUAACCGUAAUCGUAAUUGUUUGAAUAAAGUGCAUGUUUCAAGCAUGACAAAAUCA